Messenger RNA from Cladocopium goreaui, 1954 nucleotides. The record is from the annotation of a GenBank genome assembly. NCBI's taxonomy places the organism in Eukaryota, Dinophyceae, Suessiales, Symbiodiniaceae.
GCUGCGGCACAACGAAGUGGAAGAAGAGGAGGUGAUUCAAGUGGCAGGCGAAAACACCUCCACCAGGUUGGCCCUCAGCACACAGGAAGCAAAUGUCCUGGGACAUUUGGGUGAAAACCCAUACCUCCGGUGUUUCUUCUUCAUUUCCGUGGCAAAGCGGAGGCCGGACGUGGCCAGCGCCGCCUUGGGCAAGGCCGUCAUGGAAGCCGAUGCCGCCGUGGCGCAGGAGAGAAAUUUGUGGAUCCAACAGGAGAAGGAACUUCUCCGACAGCAGAAGGCGAUUCGCAUUAAUGAGCAGUUUGGCAAGGAGUUCCGCAAAGGGCAGAAAGCGCUCAGGAAACCUCCAGCGCAUUUACCCACCGUGGUGGCUCGAAUGCCAGGCUGCAUCCAAUUGCGCUUGCCGCCGUUGCAUCGAUCUCCGCCGAUGAGACCCAUUGCGGAAGAUCUCAACCCCACUCCGCAGGAAUACUCCGAAGCUCUGCAUUCCAAGCGUCUGGGUGCCUUGCCGCCGUCGCAGAUUCACAUGACUUGCGCCUUGGAGCAGCGGCGGGCAUGGUCUUUGGCAAGGCCGCCGGUGUCGGCACCAGCGUGUCAGAGAUGCACCGCGAUCUCCUGGGUACAGGCUGCCGCCGCGCGGGGCAAGACUUGGUGGAGAUCCGGGGCCUCAAAACGAACACCAACUACUGCUUCGCCACCAUGUGAGAGCAAAGGCUGUAUUUCAUCAAUCAGCGCCACGAGUUCGCCCAUCGGUGCAUACUAUCCGCUGCCCUUGGCCUUACUCCGCACCAAGCUCUGCACGGCGGCUUUGGCUGCGGCGGACUUUGGCACUUCCGCCCUGAAAAACGCGUGGCCACCUUUGUUUGAAAGCUUCUGCGAACGCUGUGCUCCGGAGGAGGAGUUUGACUCCUACGGCCUUCGAAGCUUCAAGUUACGUUUGGACGUGGCCGAUCGAUUUCCUCCGGCCGUCCUCUCGGCCUUCGCGCAACUGGUGCUGCUGCGCCAUCGUCUCAAUGUGUCAAAAGCAACAGUGAUGCCGUGCACAAGGCCUGCACAACGCGCUGUGCUGUGUGCUGCAAAUGAGUGCGUGAUUGCUGUUGACUGUGCGCGCCGCGCGGGCAACAGCUUCCUAUGUCGCCAAGCGGUAUCUCUGACCUUGGAGCUGCUUGCCAGAUUGAUGUGCUAUCGAACCAGGCCCACGAUGUUGCUGACGCUGCUGGCCAAGUGUUCCGCGAGCCUGGAACAUUUCCCGAAACCUGAGAGGCAGCUACCCUGGCAUUCGAAGGCGCGUCAGACAGUGAUAUACUUGCUGCACCAGACCACUGUGACCUGCGUGCAGCUGAGACAGGUAGGUCUUUUGCAGAAGCAGCUCGCAGAUGAUUUGCCUGAACGCUACAUGGCCAAUCCUUUGGCGGAUGCUCAGGAAGUUGAUCGGAUCCGUUCCCUACUAUUGGACCAGGCGUUGGAGCUGGCCCUGCUGGGCGCAGAGCAUUGGAGCUUUGCAGAGAAGAAAGCCAUGGUGGCGCUGCAGGACUCGGCCGACAAGGAUGAGUUGUUACGGAUGUUGAAGGAGUUGUCCUCCCAGAACUUUGCCAUGGCCAAAGAUGCUGCUGCACUGGCAUUGCGGGAGGAUCCUAAGAGACCUCUCUUCGCCCUGUCCCUCUUGCGCUGUGCUGCCGUACGGAGCGAUCAGCCCGAGACACAAGCCAGCGUGGGCAACGUUUUGUCCACGCAUCCCUGUUCCCAGGCACUUGAUUCGCUCCUCCUGAAACGGCAAGAGGAGUACAAGAAGUAUGGCUUCCUACUUCGUGCCUUACCUCCAAGUCGCUUGAGCUUUCCGGAGCCGAAAGAGGAGGAAGAGGCAGAGGAACCACCCGAGGAUGAGGCCACAUUGAAACCGGAGGAGGCGGCAGAAGAAGAGGCAGUACAAUGGGGAUUUGAUCAGAAAAACGUCUAG